Messenger RNA from Parastagonospora nodorum SN15, 1221 nucleotides. RefSeq lists its product as hypothetical. The coding region runs from base 1 to 1221 and encodes 406 amino acids. Lineage: Eukaryota; Fungi; Ascomycota; Dothideomycetes; Pleosporales; Phaeosphaeriaceae. The transcript has 3 exons. The record is from RefSeq and is a predicted model, not a curated record.
AUGACUACUGUGCAGGAAAUGGCUGUUGAUUCACGUCCCUCUCCUGGCACCUCUUCACAGCAAACCACUCCUGCUUUCUCGGAUACCCCAAAGGCUUCUGCAAAGCCAUUGUCUCCCAUUCUCAGUCCUAUUACGAGCCCUAAGCCACUCCUAAAGGUUGACACCACCAAUUUUGGAGGUGAUCUAGAGCUGCCACCACAGGUGCCUCCAAAGUCACCCACUGUCGAACGCAAAGGCUCACCCACCCCUCUUGUACUCAACUCAAAGGCCAGCAGAACACAGCUCAUGACGCCAGCCUCUGUGACAUCAGGUGGAAACACACCUCUCAGCGCAGCCGACACUCGACGAUCUCCUAAUGCCAUCCCACUACCCACUCCACCUACCACAUUCAUCAACCCAUUCAGCACAGCUUCACCGGCAUCGAGCCGAGGCUCGCCGCGAGUCGAGAGGAGGGACCCAAUAUUAGCAGUAUCCUCCUCACACAACAGGAACAUGUCAGAAUCGUCCGUCAUGGAUCGAGGUCGACCAUCGCGACGAAACAGUAGUAAGCGGCAAAGGGAUAGGGCCAUGUCAGAGGCACAGAAUGCUGAACCGCCGACACCAGACCCAUGGCAGCUACCCCACGGCAUGCGUGUGCCUGAGGCAUCCAGACGUAUGAGCGACGCGGACAAGUCACUACUCCACAAACAAGCCUACGACCAGGCCGGCAAUUUCGAAGUUUUGAACAAGCGCGAUGUUGCCUCCUUGUCCAGAGAACUCAGAGCUCUCGACGAAAGAUGCGACUACCUUCGCAAGACCUAUAAGUCUCUGCGAGCAGGUCGACAGAAGCUGCAUGGCCGCAUGAUCUCCUACCUUAGACGAGGAGAGACCGUCAUCUUUUCUCGCGAAUCACUUCUUAAACAAGAGGAAGCCCUAGCUGAGCUGGACGUCUCGAUCGAUGAAUUCAUCCUGAAGCUGGAGCAAGCGGAGAACCGACGCCUUCGACUUCGACAAAAACUUCUCGAGCACGUUGCAGCAGCCAUUGUUCUUAACCCGAGUGCUGCACGCGAAGACAUUGCACAGACUACACCUCCCCGCAGCCCGACCAAGGUCGCAGUCAGCCCUUCCGCGGGUGACCGCAAAACCACCGAGUCAAUUAAGAUCUACGCUGAUGGUCACGUUUUGAACCUCUUCUCCGACAUUGAGAAGGCAAUUGGCAAGAUGUGCGAGCAGACUUGUUAG